GUCAUCAUCUUUGCUUUUGUCUCAGCAUCCAGCCCGGAAUCCCAGCCCAGCGCUCAGCGUUUAUUUUGUUACAAAAACACAUCGAGAAUGUCUGGCUCCUCUAACAUUGUAGCCAUGAAAAAAGUCGUACAGCAGCUCCGUUUCGAGGCGAGCAUAAACAGAGUGAAGGUUUCCCAGGCAGCGGCAGACCUUCAACAGUUUUGCAUGCAGAACGCCUUGCAGGACCCUCUGCUCACCGGUGUGUCCUCCAGCACCAACCCUUUCAGGCCGCAGAAAGUCUGCUCCUUCUUGUGAAACCACUGUAUUCAUUGGCCUUCAUUUUGAUGCUACAGGGAAAAGUUGACCUCAACACUGCUCCUCAUGCCAAGCCAUUAUACUGCCACGGGAUCUCUUGAGUGUAGAACACAUUGGAAUCAUGUCUGGAAGAUGACCAUCAAUUUUCAGCCACAGUAGAAGAAAGGACAGUUUUAUUUUUCAUGGCACAGUAUGAUUUUCGAGUGAAUUAUUGUGCCUUUUCUAUUGUUCUAUUUUAGUCAUCACUGUUCUGAACUUUUUUGUAUUUAAUGAAUAAAAAAACAUUCUUUACUACUCCAA
Siniperca chuatsi (mandarin fish) is the source of this 594-nucleotide messenger RNA. RefSeq names its product guanine nucleotide binding protein (G protein), gamma 5 (gene gng5). Gene Ontology annotation, biological process: G protein-coupled receptor signaling pathway. NCBI's taxonomy places the organism in Eukaryota, Metazoa, Chordata, Actinopteri, Centrarchiformes, Sinipercidae. The record is from RefSeq and is a predicted model, not a curated record. Gene Ontology annotation, molecular function: G-protein beta-subunit binding. Gene Ontology annotation, cellular component: heterotrimeric G-protein complex. The coding region runs from base 88 to 294 and encodes 68 amino acids. The transcript has 3 exons.